AUGCAGCCCCAGGACUUUGGUCUGAUGGCUCCAGCCAUGGGAGCCAUGACAAGAGCCAUAUCCAAGGAAGGAGAACGCAAUGGGGCCACCGCAUCUCCUGAAGAGAUAAGAGUGGAGGAAAUGGAAGAGAGAGGCCAGUGGAAGAACAAAAUGGAGUUUGUGCUGUCUGUGGCUGGGGAGAUCAUUGGCCUGGGUAACGUGUGGAGGUUCCCAUACCUCUGCUACAAGAACGGUGGUGGAGCCUUCCUCAUCCCUUACCUCAUCUUCCUCUUCACCUGUGGGAUCCCUCUGUUUCUCCUGGAGACGGCGCUGGGGCAGUACACGAGCCAGGGAGGGGUGACGGCCUGGAGGAAGAUCUGCCCCCUCUUUGAAGGAAUUGGAUAUGCCACCCAAGUCAUUGUGGGAUAUCUGAAUAUCUACUACAUCGUCAUCUUGUCCUGGGCACUCUUCUACCUGUUCAGCUCCUUCUCUUCAGUGCUACCAUGGGCCAACUGCAAUAACCCCUGGAACUCAGAUCUCUGUGUGGACAUUCUGAAUAGAUCCAGCCUGGACAACAGGACCUUGCCAGUGAACGCCACCUCCUCAAUGAUUGAGUUUUGGGAGAAGCGCGUGCUGAGGCUCACGGAUGGGAUUCACAAACUGGGCACUGUGCGCUGGGAGCUGGCUCUGUGUCUCCUGCUGGCCUGGAUCAUCUGCUACUUCUGCAUCUGGAAAGGGGUCAAGUCCACAGGCAAAGUCGUUUACUUCACUGCCACCUUCCCAUAUGUGAUGCUCCUCAUCCUGCUGGUCCGAGGGGUGAUGCUGCCAGGGGCUGCUGAGGGGAUCAUCUUCUACCUGAAGCCAGACAUGUCCAAGCUGGCAGACCCACAGGUGUGGAUGGAUGCAGGCACUCAAAUCCUCUUCUCUUAUGCCAUCUGUGAGGGGUGCCUGACAGCUCUGGGCAGCUACAACAAAUACACCAACAACUGUUACAGGGACUGCCUCCUGCUGUGCUCCAUGAACAGUGCCACCAGCUUUAUUGCUGGCUUUGCCAUUUUCUCUGUGCUGGGCUUCAUGGCUCAAGAGCAGGGCGUGCCUAUUUCAGAAGUGGCUGAAUUAGGUCCUGGUCUGGCUUUCAUAGCAUAUCCAACAGCAGUAACAAUGAUGCCUGUGUCUCAGCUGUGGUCCUGCCUCUUCUUCCUCAUGCUGUUCUUCUUGGGACUGGACAGCCAGUUUGUCUGUGUGGAAAGCAUGGUGACAGCUAUUAUUGACAUGUUCCCAGCAGUGUUUCGGAAGAGGGGGCGUCGGGAGCUGCUGAUCCUGGCCAUUGCAGUCAUAUGCUACCUUCUGGGCUUAUUGCUGGUCACUGAGGGUGGCAUGUACAUCUUCCAGCUCUUUGACUUCUAUGCUUCCAGUGGCAUAUCCCUGCUCUUCCUGGCUAUUUUUGAAGUCAUCUGCAUAGGAUGGGUGUAUGGUGCCAACCGUUUCUAUGACAACAUUGAGGACAUGAUUGGUUUCCGGCCGUGGCCCUUGAUCAAGAUCUGCUGGCUGGUGCUCACCCCGGGUCUGUGCUUGGGCGUCUUCCUGUUUUCCCUGAUCAAGUACACACCCUUGAAGUACAACAAUUCCUACGAGUACCCACCCUGGGGCUACGUACUAGGCUGGCUGAUGGCACUCUCCUCCAUGGUCUGUAUUCCUCUCUAUGCCAUCUUCAUCCUCCUGAAAACCAAAGGAUCCCUGAAACAGAGACUGAUUCAGCUGAUUUCCCCAGCGGAGGAUCUGCCGCAGCCAAAGAAGAGGCGCGUGGCGAGGCCGGCCGAUGUGAGGCAGGAGGGAUGGUCUCCUCCAGCCCAGCAGCUGCUCAGCAUCACAGAGAGAGAAACCCACUUCUGA
Melospiza georgiana is the source of this 1872-nucleotide messenger RNA. RefSeq names its product solute carrier family 6 member 12 (gene SLC6A12). The transcript has 15 exons. The coding region runs from base 1 to 1872 and encodes 623 amino acids. Lineage: Eukaryota; Metazoa; Chordata; Aves; Passeriformes; Passerellidae. Gene Ontology annotation, biological process: sodium ion transmembrane transport. Gene Ontology annotation, cellular component: membrane. The record is from RefSeq and is a predicted model, not a curated record.